Molecule: messenger RNA, 672 nt
Organism: Ambispora gerdemannii
Lineage: Eukaryota; Fungi; Glomeromycota; Glomeromycetes; Archaeosporales; Ambisporaceae
Source: the annotation of a GenBank genome assembly
AUGGCGGGACAAAUCAACAUGAUACAGUUGAAAGAUUUUAAUAGCAGUUAUCCUCAAAGUAUGUCUCAGUCUGAAGAAGAGCUCUUGGCUGUUUGUUUAACCCAAAGACCAAGUCAGCAACAGCAGCAGUUAAACUCAAAUCCGAGUGCUAUUAUUACUCUACCCGUAAGCAUUGAUGCCACAUUAAGACAGGGUGGCGCUCCUGACAUGACUCCCGAGCUCUUUAUGAACACAACUCAAGGCCUCCUGGCCCACAAAAGUGGCAGUUUUAUGGGAUCUUCAGGAGGUCUUAAUCUUAGUAAUAGUAGUACAAAGGGUGGUAGUGAACUGUUCCGAACUGGUAUUCCUUCUGCCUCAAUUGACAUGAUCUUGACUAUUGUAUCGGCUCAACCUAAAUCCGAAUAUGCAUGGAAAGGAUUCGUGGUGAACGAAACUUUGUUCCUAAAAGGUAGCGGCCUUGAAAAUGUGGAUCUUCGAGAAAGUAUUGUCGCCGUAUUGGAACUCGCGGAAGAAUGCUUAAAGUGUCGCUCGUUGGUUGUUUGUCUUAAUAAGAAGGAUCCACAACUUACAACCCUUAUUCGCACUUUUAUGUACGUCGGAUUCGAAGCAUGCGCUCCUCAAGUUUUUGAUCACGAUACCGAAAAAUUCAUGCUUGUUGGAAUGGAGCUGUAA